AUGAAGAUACUUUGUAUUUUCCUGACCUUUGUCUUCACUGUGUCCUGUGGUCCAUCAGUUUCACAGAAAAAAACAAAAGAAGAUGUAGACAGAAAAAGAGAAUGUUACCUUGUCCGUGGUGCCUGCAAGACUUCAUGCAACAGUUGGGAAUACAUAUAUAAUUACUGCAAUACUGAGCCCUGCUGUGUUGUACGGGACUACCAAAAGCCAGUCACUAAACACAUCACUACUAGUUCAUACAGAGUAAAUGAUAAGUCCACUAUACCACACAAAAUUAAAUUGUAA
Neofelis nebulosa (Clouded leopard) is the source of this 285-nucleotide messenger RNA. RefSeq names its product defensin beta 113 (gene DEFB113). The transcript is spliced from 2 exons. Gene Ontology annotation, biological process: innate immune response. The record is from RefSeq and is a predicted model, not a curated record. Lineage: Eukaryota; Metazoa; Chordata; Mammalia; Carnivora; Felidae. Gene Ontology annotation, cellular component: extracellular region. The coding region runs from base 1 to 285 and encodes 94 amino acids.